CCAGACAUCUGACUCUAGAGCUGCUGACAGCAACUACUAUCGCCACAGAGAGAAGAUUCUUGAAUUAAAUUUUAAAUAAAAUUUAAAUUUAAAUUAGAAGAGACCGCGCCAUGCCACGCCCAAUGCUGCUCAUCCAUGGCGGGGCCGGCGACAUUCCGGAUUCCCGCAUCAUCGGGAAGUUCCUGGGCAUCAAGCAGGCCCUCCGCUCCGCCUGGCAUCUGCUACAGCCGAAGGAGAAUGACGGCCCUGGUGGUGGCAGUGCCUUGGAUGCCGUGGAGGCGGCGGUGCGCAGCAUGGAGCUGGACGAGAACUUCAAUGCCGGCUAUGGCUCCUGCCUGAACACCAACGGCCAGGUGGAGAUGGAGGCCAGCCUAAUGGAGGGCAGCGAUCUGCGGGCUGGCUGCAUUACCCUGCUGCGUGAUGUGAUGCAUCCUAUAACGGUGGCCCGGCGACUCAUGGAGAAGCAGCGGCACACUUUCAUUGGCGGCGAUGCUGCCCAGGAGCUGGCCCUGGCCACAGGCAGUGAGCGUUUGCAGCCGGGAGCCCUCGUCACGGACGGCGCCCGUUAUACACUCAAGGAGUUCCAAGAGCAGUUGGCCCAGGGCAAGGAUCCCUUCUUUGCGCGCACAGAACUGGCCGGCGGAGAGGAGAAGACUCCAGUCCGAGAACCCGUCUCAGUGCCAGCUCCCAAGACCGAUCCCAGUGGCGAAACGGUGGGUGCCGUGGCCAUAGAUGCACAGGGUCUGAUUGUGGCUGGCACCUCCACUGGUGGCAUCACUGGCAAGUGGCCAGGUCGCAUUGGAGACACGCCCAUCCUAGGCAGCGGCACCUAUGCGGAUAAUGGACGCGGUGGCGUCUCAACCACCGGACAUGGCGAGACCAUCAUGCGGUACAACUUGGCGCAACGCAUUCUGGCCGCCAUCGAGUACAAAGGACUCUCUGCCCAGGAGGCGGUGGAUCAGGAGUGCCGGGAGAUGACCAAGCGGCUGGGUGGCACUGGCGGUGCCAUUGUGGUGGGUCACAACGGUGACCUGGGCAUCGGCUUCACCUCGCAGCGCAUGGCCUGGGGCUAUGUCCAGGAUGGCACUAUAUUCUAUGGCAUCGAGGGAAAGGUGGUGCACCAGGAGCCUUUUGAGCUGCAGGCCUAACUUGGUGGUGAGAUUGUUUUUGGUCAUACAAUUUUCUAUUAAAAAUUUUAAUAUUAAAAAAUUUAAAUAUUAAAAUGUAAAAUAUAGAAGAAAA
This is a messenger RNA of Drosophila kikkawai, 1242 nucleotides long. RefSeq names its product probable isoaspartyl peptidase/L-asparaginase CG7860. The record is from RefSeq and is a predicted model, not a curated record. Gene Ontology annotation, molecular function: asparaginase activity; beta-aspartyl-peptidase activity. NCBI's taxonomy places the organism in Eukaryota, Metazoa, Arthropoda, Insecta, Diptera, Drosophilidae. Gene Ontology annotation, cellular component: cytoplasm.